Molecule: messenger RNA, 789 nt
Organism: Aspergillus candidus
Lineage: Eukaryota; Fungi; Ascomycota; Eurotiomycetes; Eurotiales; Aspergillaceae
Exons: 1
Coding region: 192-674 (160 amino acids)
Source: RefSeq, a predicted model, not a curated record
ACAACCCAUGGUUGAUCAGCACGGCCGGUCUUACGUCCUUGAGCUGACCUUGGAGUCGGGGUCGUGCCUGAGAGAAAAUCAUGGGGUCAAUCAAUCAAUCAAUAGUCAUUGCUGGGAAAUUGUUUUGUGCUUCUCGAAUUUCUGGUUGUUUUGGAGCAUGAGAUCACUGAGAUACGUUUUAAAAUGGAUCCAUGGCAGAUAGUGGCUUUUUGGCGAGAGGCAUCAUGAGUGCCGGUCACGAUGGACCGUUGACUGAUCAAAAUUUAUACCCGCGCCCGGUCCAUGCAGUCGCAGUCGUGCUAGGGGAGAACAUCUUCAUUACAGCAGCACUCCUCUGCACUGGGCUAGGACGAAGCGUCACGAGACCCCCGAGCAAAGAAUCCCACUGCCUUCAUGACGGUCUUAUGCUUCGCGCGCGGCGAAACCAUCGAUAUCUUCCCUAUUUAUCCAUAUUAAUAGCAACGGCCUUAUGGAACGAGGCGGACGAACGCCUCCCAGGAAGCAGACCGGGGGGUUCGCGAGCCAAGAUCACAAUACCCUAUGCUAGCAGCCGUUCGAACAUUGCGACACGGCACCGGAUCCAAGGGAAGGAGAAAGGGGAGCGCACAAACAUCGAAAGGGGGGUGGGGAAGUGUGGUGAGAAACCUGUUAGCGUCGGCGUACUACGAGCUUAGUGCAUCGUUAGUCAGGGACCGGCGACGAGGAAGAAAGAGGGGCCGGGAUUAUGGUCUCCCUCCUGGAGUCCUCCAUCCGUGCGAUGCAAAGCUUCAAGGGAUGAGUGACGGAAAA